AACACGGCAAGUGUACCUAUCUAUGUACAGUAUCUAGAGAAGGAACCUUGGAAUCAUGUGGAAAUUCCGAUACAUGUAUCUGAUGUUUUAUCUAGUAUCAAGCUGUGUAACAUGAUAGGGGUGAAAAACUGGAUGUUCACGAGCCAGGAGUUACCCAAGCUACCAAGUAACCUGGUAACUUCUCUUCGUCCCAUUUUCCAGGCUCCCAAAAAACGGUUUAAGUAUUUAAGAUAAACAUCCAAGCCACACACAACCACCGUGGACCUUGCGGACUCUCCGCGAAGCCCGAGCUAAGGCACUGCCACAAGGAACGACGUCGUCACUGGGCGAAGAAAUAGCCCCAAGUUUACCCAGCACCCAUUCCCAAGUUUACUACUACCACCACAAUUACUACAAGUACAACCUUGACCACUAGCCCUGCCUUGCAGCACACAUCAUCUAUCAUCUUCCUCCUAUACAUCCUUCAUCCUUUUCCCAGUUUACUCGACGAUCGGUACUACGCACCCUACACGACAUAUUCGGCAUUGCUUCGCGGGGCAUCAUUUAGGUACCUAGUUAAUCGCAGUACCAAGAAUACCAUCAGCCCAAGGCAAUAAUACUCCUUCCAAUAUCUCCAUCUUUACCGGACAUCCCUCUAUCGGACAGGAUCACUUUAACCCCGUUAAGCGAUGAGCUUCCGAGGUUUUCAGAAGAGCGUCGUCCGAGCGCCGCAACAAUUCAAAGCCAAAUUCAACAUUGGCGAACAUAGUAAAGAUCCCGUGUUCAUCGAUGCCGAACGACGCUUCCACGAGCUCGAGGUCGAGACCAAGCGCCUCCACGAUGAAAGCAAAAAAUACUUCGACGCCAUCAAUGGCAUGCUCAACCACCAAAUUGAAUUCAGCAAGGCCAUGACCGAGAUUUACAAGCCCAUAUCUGGUCGCAUGUCUGACCCAGAUUCCUUGGAAAUCCAAGGCAACCCCGAAGGUAUCCGUGCUUGCAUGGAGUACGAAGCUAUUGUCAAGGACUUACAAGAGUCGCUCAAGCCUGAACUUGAGAUGAUCGAUUCGCGAGUCAUCCGCCCGGCAAACGAGCUGCUCGACGUACUUAAGGUCAUCAGGAAGACCGCGACGAAGCGUGAACACAAAAAGCUCGACUUCGACCGGCACAAUGCGACACUCAAGAAAAUCCAAGAUAAAAAGGAGAAAAGCGCCAAGGAUGAGAAGGCCUUGUGGAAGGCAGAAAGCGAUGUCGAGCAAGCCACUCAGGAAUUCAACUAUUUCAACGAUCUGUUAAAAGACGAAUUGCCGAAGCUAUUUACUCUUGAGCGCCAAUUCAUCAAGCCGCUAUUCCAAUCCUUCUAUUACAUGCAAUUAAACAUCUUCUAUACACUUCACGAGAAGAUGCAGCAUUGCGAUAUUGGAUAUUUCGAUUUAACGCUCGACGUUGAGGAAGCAUUCAUGAGGAAACGAGAGGGUAUUCAGGAGCAAACCGAAGCGCUAAGUAUUGUCCGGUUUAAGACCAGCGGUCAAAAGAAGCCGCCUAAGUACGGGAACAAGCCACCAGCGAUCGAAGCAAGUACACGACCUACAGGUCUGCUCACUGCCGGUCCGUCAUCAACGCCGAGCCCGGUAUCAGCGAAGUAUGGUCAAUCAUCCCAGUCAGAUGUUGUGGAGAAUCCUCCUCCACCAUACUCCGCGUCCGCAGCCGGCCUAAAGCCACCCAUGUCACCGCCCUUAGGUGGUCCCAGUUCGGCGGGAUUAGCAGCGCUUGCGGCAGGGAAGCCAAAGCCUCCUCCGCCAAAACCGAAGCCCAGCCGACUUAGCGGAGCGCCUGCUGUCGAAACUGUUACUGCUCUAUAUGACUACUCCGCCCAGGCUGAAGGUGAUAUAAGUUUUAGGGCAGGAGACGUAAUAGAAAUUGUCAGCAAAACCAAGAAUGAGAACGAAUGGUGGAUUGGAAAAUGUCAUGGGAAACAGGGCCAAUUUCCUGGAAACUAUGUGAAAGUGGGCUAGAAGCCUGUGUUCCGAUUGUCAAGAUGGUAUAGAUGACCAUUAUACGAUUCACCAGAAAGUGUGUGGUAGGGGCAACCCGGAUCGAGGACACAAUCGAGGUUGGCUGCACGAGAACCUGAUCAUCAAAUAUCCAGUAUCUCAAGGUAAACCUUUAGAAGGGCGUCCUUUCGAUGGCACCGGUGAGCAUUGGACUAUGGAGACUUUACUGGCCUUCCGGGAUAGAAGGUGUGGUAGACAGUUGAAGGAGGUAGUGCGCUGAUUACCCCGUCAACGCUUGAUGAAUCUAUCAUAACAUUGAACUGCGAUCGCAAGCCGACCUUCAUAUGAUGUCAAGUGAACUUGUACUAUUCUAUUCCAUUUUGUGGCUGGUUACCAAACGUAUACUAACUAGAUUUUACUUAAUUCUCACAAAGAAUGGUAUUGAUAUUUACAUAAUCUCAGUUUUAGUUCCAGAGUAACAUGGAUG
Molecule: messenger RNA, 2457 nt
Organism: Annulohypoxylon truncatum
Lineage: Eukaryota; Fungi; Ascomycota; Sordariomycetes; Xylariales; Hypoxylaceae
Product: BAR-domain-containing protein
Exons: 3
Coding region: 669-1991 (440 amino acids)
Biological process (GO): endocytosis; plasma membrane tubulation; actin cortical patch localization
Cellular component (GO): mating projection tip; actin cortical patch; medial cortex
Molecular function (GO): lipid binding; protein binding
Source: RefSeq, a predicted model, not a curated record